GAGAGUGAGAGGACUCCUCCAAAGUCUCUGUGAACAUUGUGUUUGCGUCAGGAGCAGUUGCUGAGGUCCGGGGUUCUGGGACGAGACGCACAACCGAGGACAAGAUGAAGACUCUGGUGCUACUGCUGCUGAUGGCUCUGGCCUUGACAUCUACCACUGCACAGAGGCCUCGAAGUCAGUUCACCCGUUACCGCUCAUGGAACUCCCGCAUGUACCCCGUGUGGAAGGACGGAGACCCAAGAUUCAGAAAUUGUUGGUCUGGUGGCCCAGUCGCAUUUGAGCUGAAGAACGACGCACCCACGCUGCUUGGAGCUAAAUCAACCUUUAAUAUUAAUCUGGUUUUCCCUGAAAACCAAACAGUGCUCGCCGAUGGGCAGGUGGUGUGGGCGCGUAACUGUACCGUCGAUGGUCAACAAUAUCAGGCCGGCCAGGCGGUAUAUCCAGACCAAAGCAAUGAGUUGACUGGUGUUUUCCCUGAUGGCACGCCUUUCACCAGGAUCCGGGACAGGCAGCCGCCCCGUUACGUCUAUGUUUGGAAGACAUGGGGAAAGUACUGGCAGGUGGCAGAUGGACCCUCGUCUUCGCUCACCAUCUCAACAAAUGAUGCCUCCCUGGGCUCCUACAGCAUGGAAGUUAUCAUCUAUCACUGCCGUGGAAAAAACAAGUUCAUCCCCCUUGGCUACGCCUCCACGCUCUUCACCAUCACUGAUCAAGUUCCCUUCACCGUAUCUCUGGCUCAAGUCAAUGACAUAAACCAAGAUGACUCCAACUUCAUCCAGAACCGAGCCAUUGCUUUCAAUGUCGACCUUCACGAUCCCAGCCAAUACUUGAGCAGCGCUGAUAUCAGCUUCAGUUGGGAUUUCGGCGACAGCACCGGAACUCUGAUCUCCAGGGAGCGCAGUGUCACGCACACAUACAUGUCAGUGGGGACCUUCAAACCACAAGUGGUCUUGAUGGCGAGCAUCCCCAAUGGUUGUUUAACCCCAACUGCUGCUCCAGUCGUGACUCCAGCAGCCGACCCAGCAGCUGACCCAGCAGCCGACCCAGCAGCCGACCCUGCAGCGGCAGCGGUCCCCGCCCCUGACACUGACCCAGCAGCAGCGGUUGAUGAGCCAGUCCCUGACGCCACUCCAGUCGAGGCCUCCGUGCAGCCGGCCGAAGCCGCCGACGCAGAGGUCGCAAUUGACGAAGGAGCCGAGGAAAUUGAGACUGUCUCAGCAGCACCCGCACCGAUCGACACUGCGGCCGUUGCUCCGGCAGAACAAGACCCAGCCGCCACUGCCGCUCCCGGCGCAGAGGUUGACGCUGCUGCAGAAGAUGUAGCUGCAGCUGAAGACACAACAGAGGUUGAAACUGCCGUUGUGGAUGAAACUGCCGUUGUGGAUGAAGCUGCGGAGGAUGAAGCUGCGGAGGAUGUGGCUGUGGUUGCCGCUGUGGCGACAGUCGCCCCUGAAGUUACCAUAGCGGCGGAAGACAACGCUGUGGUGGCUGGUGCUGCUGCUGAAGACACUGCAGAGGUGGUUCAGGCUGAAACAGAAGCCGCCAUUGCUAAUGUCGUCGUCCCCGCAGCCACUGAGAGCACCACUGUAGAAGAAGCAGAGGCAGCUGAUGCUGAGGCAGAAAUGAGUGAGACUGACAACGAUGUUGCUGUUGCCACGGCAGCUCCAGAAGCGGCCGAUGAAGAGGUUCUAACCGAAGGAGAAGUCCAAACUGAAGUCGAAGUAGAUACAGCACAAGUUGCCCUUGUUGUGGUCAAAAGACAAGCGCCAGAAGUUUCCGCCGACUGCAUGGUCUACCGUUACGGCUCCCUUAUCACUUCUGUUGAUGUCGUCCAGGGAAUUGAAAGUGUCGAGAUUGUACAGAUGUCCAAUGUUGUGUCACUGGUCACUGAACUAGCUCAGAAUGCUGUGGAUGUCACAAUUAGCUGUCAAGGAAGUUUACCAAGUGAGGUCUGCACAGUCAUUUCCGAUGCUGACUGCAUCACACCAAUGGAAACGGUCUGCGGUGCAGCCACGCCCUCUCCUGACUGCCAAAUGGUCCUUCGCCAGUUCUUCAAUGACUCAGGCGUUUUCUGUCUCAAUGUCUCCUUGACCAACGAUGUCAGUCUUGCCAUGGCGAGUGCCCGUGUCAGCGUGGCAGUAGCCUCUGGUGGUUCUCCAGCUGGAACUGCCGCCAUAAUUUUGGGUGUGAUGGUUCUUGCCUGCGUGGUGUGCUGUGUCGGGUUGAUGUAUAGCAGGCGCUUCAAGCAGUACCAGCCCCUGAGCGAAGACAACAAUGGCGGCCGCUCUGCAGUAACGUCAGCGCCUUUGCUGCUGUGGAACUUGCUGAUGCGACAGUCGCCCGGAGAGAGCCGCCCACUGCUUCAGGGGAGGAUUGUGUAAAUGUCAACACCACAAUGCACAAAAUGUCUGAUUACCAUAUUUACCUAUAUACUCUGUGAUCAUCUUGAAAUAAACAAGAAAGCCAACCCCAUUAUGAAGAUGGGAAAAAAACCUCAGCAAUUUUGGUGUCUGUGAUAUUUAUUUUGGCUUACAAUAUUUAUAAACACUGACCAUGAUUUUUGGCCUUAUUGUAUAUAUCGCCUAAAUUGAAAAAUCAAGAUUUACUAAAUUGUCCACAUGUAAUCAGUUCUUACAUAUCACAGAGCACUGGUGUUGUAAUGUGAAUAAAAUGGAACUUUAUCACAUUAA
Molecule: messenger RNA, 2690 nt
Organism: Syngnathus acus (greater pipefish)
Lineage: Eukaryota; Metazoa; Chordata; Actinopteri; Syngnathiformes; Syngnathidae
Gene: pmela
Product: premelanosome protein a
Exons: 12
Coding region: 105-2381 (758 amino acids)
Biological process (GO): melanosome organization
Cellular component (GO): melanosome
Source: RefSeq, a predicted model, not a curated record